AUUUUGGAAGAGCAUAAUCAUCCAACAUCACCAUUAGUCAUGGGUCAAUAUGAAAUGAAAGAAGAAAUGCUAAAGCUUGCACGCGAGACUUGUAGAGAUCCAAAGGAAAUAUUUGAUUCAGUGUGCAGAAGCAAUCCAAGUAUAGGACAAUAUUUAUCUUUUCCAUCUAUAAGAUGUACCAUGCAUCGUGAACGUAUAAACAGUAGACCAUCUGUACCUGAUACAUUGGCAUCAUUACGUGAUAUGCUGCCAAACUCUGAUAUGUUGAAAGAUUUCUAUAAAGGAAGCAUAAUUACAAGUUGUGGAAAUACAGCGAUAAUUUUAUCAACUAAUGAUUUAAUAGAUGCUUUAUCUUCCGCUACCGAAAUUUAUGUGGAUGGAACAUUUUCU
This is a messenger RNA of Temnothorax curvispinosus, 390 nucleotides long. RefSeq lists its product as uncharacterized. The record is from RefSeq and is a predicted model, not a curated record. NCBI's taxonomy places the organism in Eukaryota, Metazoa, Arthropoda, Insecta, Hymenoptera, Formicidae. The annotation marks the transcript as partial. The transcript is spliced from 2 exons.